This is a messenger RNA of Amphiprion ocellaris (clown anemonefish), 8592 nucleotides long. RefSeq names its product ATPase 13A3 (gene atp13a3). The record is from RefSeq and is a predicted model, not a curated record. Gene Ontology annotation, cellular component: late endosome membrane. Lineage: Eukaryota; Metazoa; Chordata; Actinopteri; Pomacentridae. The coding region runs from base 301 to 4116 and encodes 1271 amino acids. The transcript is spliced from 34 exons. Gene Ontology annotation, biological process: polyamine transmembrane transport; intracellular calcium ion homeostasis. Gene Ontology annotation, molecular function: ATP hydrolysis activity; ATP binding; P-type ion transporter activity.
UUCAGUAUCGCUGUAGUAUCAGUCUGUCAACACACGGCAGCCUCAGCUCUGCCCGUCUGCCGCGACAACAUUUUUCUAUCAAACUUAGCUCGGUUUCCUCUUCAACGACGUUUUCCUUCAGAUAACAGCGACUCUCCCCUCACUAUGACUCGAAGGUGAUCUUCAGAGUGUCCGGGUGGUUCUGGGGUUCCAGGUUGGUGUGGUGAGAGCAAGCUAACUGUGGGGAGGAGGACCGCCUGGGGCAUCGUGUCCCUGGCUCUCAAGUAACUAAGGAAGGGGCUUGGCAAACUGUUCCGCAGCAUGGAGAAGGAAGACCUGAAGGUCCUCAACAAGGGGGAGGAGGAGGAGAUGGAGCUGCAGGGCUACCGUCUGUGUCGUUGGCGACUGGCCCUGGUGGGCCUCGGGGUACUAUGUACAGGGGGCUUCCUCCUCCUGCUGCUCUAUUGGAUGCCAGAAUGGUGCGUCAAGUCCACCUGCACCCGUACCACAGCCCGUGAUGCUGAAGUGGUGUUGCUGCGCUCUACGGAUGAGUUCCGGCGCUGGUUCCUGGCCAGAGUGCGAGUGAUGCUGGCCCCGGGGAGCAACCCCUUCCACAGCCUGGAGACCCAGACCACCUCCCCCUCCUCCCCUUCCUCUCCCUCCUGCCCCUUCUCCUCCCCUGCCUCCCCCCCUCUGGCCAACGGACACACCCCUCACCCCUCCGAUGGCAGCCCCGCUCAGGAGCUCAUCAGUAGAUUUGCCGACUACCAGCCCACACAGAUUCGCUAUUUUACUUUCCAUAGCACAAAGUAUUAUUGGAACGAUGAGGUGCAGAACUUUGAGGUUUUAACCGGCCUGGAGGAUCUGCAGGUCAGCUGCUCCACUCUCCACUCGGAGCACAGCACAGGCCUGACCAGGAAUCAGCAGGAGUACAGGAGACUGUUCUUCGGAGUGAAUGAAAUUGCAGUGAAAGUGCCUUCUGUUUUCAAGCUGCUUAUCAAAGAGGUCCUCAACCCUUUCUACAUCUUCCAGCUCUUCAGUGUGAUCCUGUGGAGUGCCGAUGAGUAUUACUACUAUGCUGUUGCCAUUGUUUUCAUGUCGGUCAUAUCCAUAGCUACCUCUCUGUACACCAUCAAAAAGCAAUACGUCAUGCUUCACGACAUGGUGGCAGCUCACAGUAUUGUCCGCGUGUCUGUAUGCCGAGCCAAUAAUGAUAUUGAAGAGAUUUUGUCUACUGACCUGGUGCCCGGCGAUGUGAUAGUCAUCCCCAGCAAUGGGACCAUCAUGCCAUGUGACGCUGUGCUGGUCAGCGGCACAUGCAUAGUCAAUGAAAGCAUGCUCACAGGUGAGAGCGUUCCUGUGACAAAGACCAACCUCCCAAACCCAGGCCCAGGGGAGAGGGGGGAGGAGGCUUAUAGUGCCUACAACACAGAGGAGCACAAGAGACAUACACUCUUCUGUGGCACCAAUGUGAUCCAAACCCGCUUCUACACAGGCGAACUGGUCAAGGCUGUAGUUGUCCGCACAGGUUUCAGCACAGCCAAAGGCCAGCUGGUGCGCUCCAUCCUUUAUCCCAAACCCACCGACUUCAAGCUGUACCGUGAUGCCUACCUCUUCCUGUUGUGUUUGGUGGCUGUGGCUGGAAUCGGCUUCGUAUACUCUAUUGUCCUCAGUAUCAUGAACAAGGUGCCAGCUAAAACCAUCAUCAUCGAGUCCCUGGACAUCAUCACCAUCACUGUGCCACCAGCACUGCCAGCCGCCAUGACAGCUGGCAUUGUGUAUGCGCAGCGACGCCUAAAACGCAUCGGCAUUUUCUGCAUCAGCCCACAGAGGAUCAAUAUCUGCGGGCAGAUCAAUCUGGUUUGCUUCGACAAAACUGGAACUCUGACUGAAGAUGGAUUAGAUCUGUGGGGAGUCCAGAGAGUUGAGAAUGGCAGUUUCCACCUGUCAGAGGAAAAUGCCUACAAGGAGAAUCUUGUCAAGUCCCAGUUUGUGGCUUGCAUGGCCACCUGCCACUCUCUUACCAAAAUAGAAGGCCAGCUGUCUGGAGACCCGCUAGACCUCAAAAUGUUUGAGGCUACAGGCUGGAUCCUGGAGGAGGCCACGGAGGAGGAAACAUCUCUACACAAUCGUAUCAUGCCUACUGUAGUUCGACCACCAAAGCAGUUGUUGCCCCCAGAGCCUGCUGUAUCACCAGAACAGGACAUGGAACUCUAUGAGCUCUCGUCAGCGUAUGAGAUAGGUAUUGUGCGCCAGUUUCCUUUCUCCUCUGCGCUUCAGAGGAUGAGUGUGGUAGCUCGCUUACUGGGGGAGAAACGUAUGGAUGCCUACAUGAAGGGGGCUCCAGAGGUGGUGGCUGGUCUCUGCAAGAAAGAGACAGUGCCAGAAAACUUUGCAGAGGUUUUGGAGGGCUACACGAAGCAGGGCUUUAGAGUCAUUGCUCUGGCUCAUCGCCGACUUGAAUCCAAACUCACCUGGCACAAGGUCCAGAAUAUCAACAGGGAUCACAUCGAGGCAAACAUGGAGUUCCUUGGUCUUAUCAUCAUGCAGAACAAGCUGAAGCCAGAAACCCCGGGAGUGCUGCAGGAUCUUCAUCGGGCCAACAUCCGUACUGUCAUGGUUACUGGUGACAACAUGCUGACCGCUAUCUCUGUGGCCCGGGACUGUGGAAUGAUCCCUCCCCAGGACACAGUCAUAAUCGCUGAUGCCAUCCCUCCCCAUGAUGGACAAGCAGCCAAGAUCACCUGGAGAUAUGCUGACAAACCUACCAAGACAUCUCGCCUUGAGGAGGUGAACAUAAGCCUGGAGGAUGUAUGUCACGUAGAUGAGCCCAAAACACAAGAACUGUACCACUUCGCCAUGAACGGAAAAUCAUUUGCUGUAAUCGCCGAGCAUUUCCCUGACAUGCUUCAGAAGUUAGUGUUGCAUGGGACAGUGUUUGCCAGAAUGGCUCCCGACCAGAAAACCCAGCUCAUUGAGGCACUGCAAGGAGUAGACUAUUUUGUGGGAAUGUGCGGAGAUGGAGCCAAUGACUGUGGGGCUCUGAAGAGGGCUCAUGGUGGGAUCUCUCUGUCAGAGCUCGAAGCCUCAGUAGCCUCUCCUUUCACCUCAAGAACCCCCAAUAUCUCCUGUGUUCCUAGUCUCAUCAGGGAGGGACGUGCUGCUCUUAUCACCUCCUUCUGUGUGUUCAAGUUCAUGGCCCUCUACAGCAUCAUCCAGUACAUCAGCGUCACCCUCCUCUACUCUAUCCUAAGUAACCUUGGAGACUUCCAGUUCCUCUUCAUCGACAUUGCUAUCAUCCUUCUUAUUGUCUUCACCAUGAGUCUGAAUCCAGCCUGGAAAGAACUGGUGUCGCGACGCCCUCCGUCAGGUCUGAUCUCAGGGCCUCUUCUGUUCUCUGUGCUGACCCAGAUCCUCAUCUGCUUGGGCUUCCAGACCAUUACAUUCCUUUGGGUCCGACAGCAGCCCUGGUACACAGUCUGGAUGCCACUUACAGAUGUCUGCAACCUCACAUCACACAUUAAUGUGUCCGACCACAACGACACAGAGAUAGAUGACCACAACAUUCAAAACUUUGAAAACACCAGCCUCUUCUACGUCUCCUGCUUCCAGUACCUCAUUGUUGCCAUCGUUUUCUCCAAAGGCAAACCAUUCAGGCAGCCGAGCUACAAAAACUGGCCUUUUGUGGUGUCGGCCGUGAGUUUGUAUAUUUUCCUGCUGUUCAUCAUGUUCCACCCUAUCGAAAGCAUUGACGAGUUUCUAGAGAUUGUUUGUGUCCCAUUUGAUUGGAGGUUAAAACUUUUCUUCAUCAUCCUGGUCAAUGCGGCCGUGUCUGUUUUGGUUGAGACCUUCAUCCUUGACAUCGUCUUAUGGAAGCUUGUGUUCAGCCGAGACAAACAAGGCAACUUUGGCGUCACCCCUGCUGCCCCGACACCACAGGGAGUCAUUGACUUGCGAGGGUACAAGUGUCUGUCUCGGCUCUGCUGUCCACGCAAGAUGAUGCCAAAGGCUCGCUACAUGCAUCUGGCCCAGGAGCUCAGCGUGGAUCCCGACUGGCCUCCAAAGCCAACGACCACCACUGAGGCCAAGCCACGCCCAGAAAAUGGCUCUACCUAUCAGAUCAUGAUCAACUCCUAGCAUCCCCACAGCCUACAACUAUCCAGUCUCCACCUUUCAUAAUGGAGACAUGCAUACAAGGUGUGUUUAGUAAAUACCUAUUCAACCUAUUUAAAUGAAAGUGUCACCGGAUUGCUUGUCUUCACUGUUCUUACAUCUUGUCCUGCAAUAUUGCAGCUUUACUGCAAAAACCAUUAGAUUACACACAAGUACCAAAAAAAUUAAGGUUUAGUUAUUUCAGUACUCUUCUCUGUCUGGCUCACCCCAUCACACGCUCUCAGGUUUCAUUUGCAUGUCAUGAAAUGUCAUUUAAACAUAAUUGCCAUCAUGUUCAAAUCCCAUUCUCAACUGCAAUGUCUGGUCACCAAAGCUGAGCAGCAUUUGGCUUGGGCUGGGAGGAAGGCUGAUUUGCCAGGUCAGAUUUGUGCAUUGAACCUUUCAGAUCGACUGUCAAUACAGGUUUAACAUCCCCUCACUAGAGAGCAAGAGAGAGAAAGUCCCACUACACUUCAAAGCCAUAUCCAUAUAGUUAUUCUGCCGGAUGGAAGUUGUUGUUGUUGAAUGCUGGAAGUAAUUACUUUUUUAAUUAACAAGGUCUUUAGAUUUCAUUAGCUUUUUUCCUCAUAAUUUGGUCACUGCUUUUAUAAACAGUUAGGACCUGGAGUAUAAAAUAACAAGUAAAUGACUCUAAGAGAACAGUGAGGAAGACAAAUGUACUGGUGCAGGCUGGGACUUGUGGCAAGGCGUCCAUUGUGUCUAUGUUUAACUGUAGGGGUUUUUAACAAAGAUAGGAUUAGAUAUAAAUAAAAAAGAGAAUUACAAAAACAAAAAGACAGAUGUCAUCUCAGCUUUUUAGCCAUAUUUGUGUCUGGGAUCCUUUGAUCUGUUGACCCAGAGUAUGAAAUGUGGGACAGACAUUCAUGGUCCCCAGAGGAUCGAGUCAAAUGAGUUUUAGUGCUGAUAAUAUUAAAUAGUAACGGCACUAAAAACCCUAAAUUCAUGACUGAGUUCCUAUCAACCUUUACAGUACUUUUACAUUAAUGCUAAUAUGUCAUGCUAACAAUUACUCUGUCUUUGUAAGUGUUAGCAUCAUAUGCUAAUACCAACAUGACCUCUCAGUCCAUCCUGCUUUGCCUCACUAAUAGUAAAAGUAAUUUACCAGCAAACUUGUCUCUACUUUCCAUCUGUCAGAAUAUAUUUUCUAGUACGUAGUGCGCUUUGUACACUCAUCACAAACUUGCUACAAACUCUUAACCUUGUGUUUGCAUUUAUGAACCAUGUCUAGUCAGCAGAAAACACACGAAGACUUGCAUGAAGCCAGCUCCCUGUCGUCAUGAUCUGAACACUUGAUGGUUGCAAUAGUAGAACUAUUACUACGAAUAUACAACAUUACUGUAGAAAUAAGCAGCAUUUACAUUACCAUCACUGUACUACAAGAAAAAUCUGCACCAGAAACUGCAUGCGUCUGGCCAGUUAUCUUGGACAAUUAACCACAUGCAUGAGACCAUAUGAAUCAAAGCAUCCUACAUCUUCAAACUCCUUAGAGAUUAGCUGCAGAAAGUCAGAAGUACGACUUCAAUUUCCUUUUUUAAAGAAGAUUUCUUCCUGUGGAAGAUUGAUUAUAAGUGUGACACAGAGUAAAUUAAGGCAAGAAAUUGUGCAUCUCAUCUGCCUGCUACUUUGGCUAUUUCAAAGCAUCCAUGUAACAGCACACCCUGCAUAAACUGAAUGCAGAUACGCAGCUGUAUUCAUGUACACAUAGACUACCUGCAUAGAGUGUUAAGGGCUAUAUCUUAUGUUCACUGCUCUUCCUUUGACUUUCUAAAGUGAUGCUCCCUGAAAUCUGUUCUUUGACACUCACUCAUUAGACUCGCUAGACUUUGAAGGUAGCUCUAAAGUUUGUAGUUUCCUCCUUAAUGAAACCUGAUGGCGGAAAUUCAGUCUGUUGAAACAGAUUCCAAUAAUGACAUACUGAGCAAACGGAGCAGAGCUUUAGAGAAGCAGUUUACACUCCUGAAUAGAAGUUUGAAGACUUCUUAUUUGCAUUUUCAGCCAUGAAAAUGGAGAAACUUCUAACUUUUUACAGCCACAUUCAAGUGCUCUGUGGUAGUGAUUAAAAGGGGAGAUUUAUGGUGGUAAAGUGUCACUUUAAAACUAAGAUUGCAUCUCACAUGCAACAGAUUACCAGUGUCAGUAUAACUGUAUACUUUGCAUAGCAGUCUACCUUUCAUGAAUUGUAUAGCUUCAGUAUUUUCAGAGUCCUUAUUAGUAGUUAUGUGACGCCAUGUCAAAAGAAUGUCAAACUAAAUGUAAUUUUGCUGUCCUUCAAAAACUAAGUAAAUUAUGUCUCAUACAUCUGGUAACAGCGCUGUAUUUUCUGACAUUUUGUCAUGUAUGUCACAACACAUCACAUUUAUCUUGUCCGUUAAUUAUUCAUAAUAUUGAAACAAAAUCACAGCAAAUUUCAUGUAAUACCAAUAUCAUAUUAGUAAUGACAAGAUUUUAAAGUUGCUCAGUUGCUAAAAUACAUUGUCUAGUAAGAUAUAUGUAAUAACAUUUAAUAUUCAUAGGACAUUUGAGCUUUACACUGUUCAGGAUGAGUUAAAAUGUAACAUGUAACUAUAGUUUCCAUGGAUGCAUUGUUCUUUAUUAUUUUGUGGGUAAAUUGUCAGCGUGAAAAGGGGGAUGUAUAGUUAUGAUGCAGAUGUGGUGAUGAUGUGUACAGAUGAGAAUUGCAAAAUGUGGUUCGCAGAACAAUUCUCAUCCAGUAUGUCAUCAGAACUUAUGUCUGUUGGAUUGUGUUGCUGAUGUACCCAAACACUGGUCCCAUAAAUCACACCAGUUUCUCAGCUUUUGAAUUAUUCAGUGUUUUUUUUUUUCUCAAGAUACCUACUGAGGCUAAGAUUGAAUGUUGUGUAAAGAGCAAAAUUUAAUGCAAUGCAAUACUAGUUAUUGAUUUUAUUUCCAAAGACUUUUCAUUGCAAUUGUGCUGGUUGUAGAGAGAAUUAAAAGAGAAAAGUUUAAUUUUAGCCUGUAGUCAAUGCUGUCAAUUGAUUUGACACAGCAGAAGUGGACUUUAAGGGGUGAUAAUAAUAUUAGAGGUUGGAUUUUAUCUGUAUAUAUGAGAUGUACAUUUCUAGCGUGAGCAUAAAAGUCAAAAUAUUUAGUUAUAAAAUGUAUGUUUUUUUGAAUUAUCAAAGGGCUGGUGUGUCUUUUUCCACUUUUUUGGUACUGUGUUACAAUCAGUCGUCUACUUUUGAUUUGUACUGUCUGUUGGAUUUAUUUGUACUUUCACUUUUGUUAUGGAGUUGCUUUAUCUUGGAUCUUUCUUAUGUGGGCAUCAAUCCUGGGCAUUUAUUUCACAGUUUCAAUCAGUUAUUGCAAAGUAUGAUCGGGGCACGUGCAUCAGUAUUUGCUUUGUCUUGGGUAAACAAAAUGCAGCAAAUGUCUAUUUUAGACUUUGAAGCUGAACUGUAACCAUUGUACAUGGAAAGUUUUGUCUGCAAUUUGUCUCUUGAGGUUUCUAAAGUAGAUCUGUCCGUCAGCUUUUGGUUUUCUUCUCUUUUGCUUCAAUACUUUGUAUUAAUCUGAGAAUCUGACACAAGAAGGGAAUAUACUGUAGUAUGUUUGGCGCCUUCGCUUAGCGCUUUCAAAAUUGAAGCAAUAUCUGACAAUCUUUUUUUUCUGAUCAUCCAAUGUGUGUAUUUUACUCUAUUUGGAGAUCUUUUUUUAAGCUCUCCUUUUGCAUCCAUGUAAAAUUGAAAUGUAAUUGGCAAGCAGAAUGUGCAUUGCUGUUCGAUAUCAGCGAUCCGUUGUAGAAGUGAUUAUAUUGCUGCUAGGAGCAAAAAAGAUUCAGUCUCAGCUGUGUCCUAACUGUGCACCUUGAUACAUAAAAUUUAAUUUAAGAAGUGUAAAUACUACUAGUGCUUCUCUUCUACGCUACAGUUUUGCCUUUUAUUGUAACACAGCUGUCUCAAAGCAAUGGAUUAUAUGCUGAAACCUCUAUGCUCUUACACAGGUACAUCAUAUACUGACUGUUCAGUUGGUAUUGGCCUCUUACUCACAUCAUGUAUUUAAAAUGAACCAUCGAAUGGCAUUUAGAUUGAAUCUGCCGAGUAAAUGAAGACUCACGUGGAUGUUGUUUCCUCAGGGAACUGUCUAUCUGUAAUCAAGAGAGGAAAAGAAGUAAAAUUUGAAACCCAAACUGAAUAAAAAUAUACUGUUGCUAAAACCAUUUAUUGCAGUCCAUCUGUAUGUCUACUGUUUCGGGACAGAUUAUUUGGUGUGUUUAUUUUUUUUUCAGCUCCCUCACCUCAGCAAGAGGCUUGUCUGGGCUAUGUUUUUUUUUUUCUUUUUUUAUUGGCAGAGAUGUACAUUUUUUUGAAAACUUUUGUACUUUAUAAUUUAUUUUUUAUUUAUUUUAAUUUCAUUUUCCCUGAGGAUUGUAUUUCAGAUUCAUCUUGAUUUCUUUCUUUUCAAUAAAUGUUCUCAAAGCAG